This is a messenger RNA of Glarea lozoyensis ATCC 20868, 1284 nucleotides long. Its product is annotated as FAD/NAD(P)-binding protein. The coding region runs from base 1 to 1284 and encodes 427 amino acids. Lineage: Eukaryota; Fungi; Ascomycota; Leotiomycetes; Helotiales; Helotiaceae. Gene Ontology annotation, molecular function: flavin adenine dinucleotide binding; sarcosine oxidase activity; saccharopine oxidase activity. The record is from RefSeq and is a predicted model, not a curated record. The transcript has 4 exons.
AUGCCGCCGUCAGCCAAAGGUUCUUAUCUCAUAAUUGGAAGUGGUGUCUUUGGUAUAAGUACAGCCUACUACUUAUCUUUGAAAUACCCCGAAGCAUCAAUUACAGUCCUUGAUCGAUCCAUUGAGUUCCCUUGCCCUUUGGCCGCUUCACACGACUUCAAUAAGAUCGUACGCGCAGAUUAUGGAAACCCAUUCUACUGCAAAUUGGCACUUGAAGCACGUAAGCUGUGGAAAACAGACCCUUUGUACUCUUCAUUUUAUCACGAGAGUGGUAUGGUCAAUGUUGAUGAUACUGGUCUUGGUAGGAGAAUAUUGAAGAAUUAUGAGGAUCUUGACGAACACCCAGGUGCUUCCAUCAUCAAUCCGGACGAGUUGAAGCUCAAGUUCGAUGGCUUGUUCACGGACACUAAUUACGAAGGGGUUGAUGAAAUAUUUUACAACCCCGUCAGUGGUUGGGCCGAAGCCACUGCUGCGGUGAAAGCAGUAGUAGAAGCAAGUACUGUUCGUGGUGUCAAAUUCGUAUCGGCAAACGUGGAACAGCUCUACUUCAAUGAGAGUGGAAGUUGCGCAGGCGUUAAGUGUGCAGAUGGUAGAAUUAUGAUUGCCGAUAGCACAAUAUUGUCCACUGGAGCAGGAACCGCAAAAUUACUCGCUCGUAGCGCGUCUAACCAUCCAGAACUUCAGUCAGGGGACAGAGUUACUGCCGCUGCAGUUGUGACUGGAAUAAUUCGGCUAUCUCUCGAACAAAGGCCAAGAUUCAAGAAUUCGCCAGUUUUUAUACAUUCAAUGGCUGGAGUUUUAGGAGAAGUCCUCCCAAUGACAGCGGAUGGCUUGUUGAAAUUUUGUGUGGACGUCAGUUUCAAAAACAGUUUACAGGAUGAGCUAUCACGGCAAGUAAUAUCGGCUCCGCCUGACAUGACCGAUCAGAAUCAACACAAAGUGUCAGAGACACUGAAAGAGGAAUGCUCUCGCGUUUUGAAGGGGGUAUUUGGGACGGAGUUGGCAGGUUCACAAUUUGACUCGUUUAGGAUAUGCUGGGAUGGCAUCACGCCUAACCAAGACUUUAUAAUUUCGAGUCACCCAAGGUGCCAAAAUCUUUAUAUUGCGACUGGAGGUUCCUUUCACGGAUGGAAAUUCCUCCCCAUAAUAGGGAAAUAUGUUGUCAGCAUGAUUUCUGGGGAUUUGGAAGAUGGUUUACGGAAGAGAUGGGCGUGGGAUAGAGACCAACAGGGAAGUGCUCACCAGAAGAUUAUUCCCAAAAGAGAACUAUGUGAUUUGGUAUGA